AUCCAAGGAAGCUAAGCGAUUACCGGAAGUGUCGCAAGUCCUACCCUCCGUCCUGCGGUCUAAUGAAAGCAAAUACAUUUGAGCAGCCUGUAGGUUGUUUUUGAGCUAAUAAAACUUCUGUCAGUCUCCUUCUCUGUUUCCGGUUGUGGUGUGCUCGGUGUUGAAGUUCAUGACAGUUACUGACGGCGGUUCUUCAGCGCUCACCAUGCCUGUCCGAGCAGAGUGCAGCUGUCCAGCCGGCGCGGCCUGUCCAUCCUCGGCCUGUCUUGUUCCCCCCGCGCCGAUCAACACCCACCAGCCCGGGGUGGCCACCUCUCUGCUCUACAGCGGCGCGCAGUACCGGGGUUAUCAGAGGAGCAAAGGGAACUCCUACGACGUCGAAGUUGUUUUGCAGCAUGUGACAAUGGACGACUCCUAUUUGUGUGGAUACCUGAAGAUCAAAGGCCUGACUGAGGAGUUUCCCACCCUUACAACGUUCUUUGUCGGUGAAAUAAUCAGCGGCAGGCGGCCUUUUUUAACGCGGAAGUGGGACGCAGACGAGGAUGUGGACAGAAAGCACUGGGGGAAGUUUCCGGCUUUUUACAAAUAUAGCAAAACAUUUAACUCGGACAACUUUGACUAUAGUGCGUUGGAAAACAGUGACUACAUUUUCAUGAGGUGGAAGGAGCAGUUUCUUGUUCCUGACCACACGAUCAAAGACAUCAGCGGCGCCUCCUUCGCUGGCUUCUACUACAUCUGCUUCCAGAAGUCCACAGCCACCAUCGAGGGCUACUAUUACCACAGGAGCUCAGAGUACCAGUCACUUAGUCUAAACCAUAUUCAGGAGCAUAGUAUGCCUAUUUAUGAGUUUCGGUGAUUAAAAAGACACACUGUGUGGAGAGACGGCUCAUACCGGCCUGCGGUUAACUGGAACAUAAAGCCGCAACACCGAUGGAGGACCUGUUUUCCUCUCUGGGAGGAAACCAACAAGUUGCCAGGUGCUGUUGUCCUAACCUGAUAAAAGGAAAGCACGGACUGAAGAAGAGUUGCACUGAUGAAGAUCAGUGACGCAUAACAGUUCAGACUGAGCUGCUGAAGUGAAGGCAAAUAAUUUGUUACUUGCUUGUUUUUAUUUAAUUUAUUUGCCACUCAGUGUUUAUUGCUCCAUUAUCGAAUAUCACAGUAGGCUCUUGAUUGUAGAGACACGUUGCACUUUUAGUGAAUGAUUGCAAAGGUUAAAGUGAAUUUUGUUCAACAACAAUGAAGAUAAUUCUUAUACUCAACACUCAAAGAGAUUUGUUGUUGGUUUAUGGCUGAAGGAUUGUAUUAUAAGCAAGAAUAAGAGAAGUUUUGUUGCAAGCUGAAUGAUGAAUGUUUAGUUGAGGUGAAACGGCUGAAAGGGUUCUAGUUGGAUGCGGACAGGUGAAUAAUAACCAUGUUUUUCUCAAAUGGUUUUCUAUGCAAGCCAAAGAAUUCUAAUGGAAAGAUUUUUAAUUGCCUCUUAAAUGUUUAAUUUAUCAUAAUUUAGACUAUUUAAUUUGAACUAGAAGGUAUUAAAUUAUUUGUGAAGAUGUUUCUGAACGCUUAGACCCCAAAAAAGGAGAGAUUUAUGGUUUUGGCGUAAAGAGUUUUGCAAGGAAGCGGUGAAUUUUCCUGUGAGAGGUUUUAGAGCUUAAAACACUGAGCUUCAGGUAAGGUGAAGGCACCUUGUGACACCUGAAAGUAAGGAGGAGGGACCAAAACCCAAUUUCUUACUAAAAGAAAAAUAUGUUGCCUUGCGCUUUAAAUUGCUUAUAAAGCUAAAUUUCUCCUCCAAGACAAACGUCUUAGGCUGGGAUUUAUUUAGUGUAAUAGAUUGGAAAAUAUAGUUUCAUCCUAUUGGGAUCCUUUAAAUUUUUCUGAACAGGGAUGAUGUAAGUGCAUUUGGCUGGUCAGUUUUAUAGCUGGGUUAAAGCAAGUCGAAGUUAAACCAGUAAAAUGACAAGCAUACGUCACAAUCAUCAAGUGUUGCUUUUUAUUGAUUAUUAUUUUAUCAUUAAUCAUUUAACAGAAAACGUGCAAUGGAAAAGAGCAAAAACUUAAGAGUGUAUCAUGUAGAUUGUUUCUAUUUUGAUCAUGUUGAGCAGAGUGGACAUUAAAGUUGAAUAAAGUAUUUUAUAAAAAUGUU
Fundulus heteroclitus (mummichog) is the source of this 2146-nucleotide messenger RNA. RefSeq names its product GID complex subunit 4 homolog (gene gid4). Gene Ontology annotation, cellular component: extrinsic component of membrane; GID complex. The transcript is spliced from 6 exons. The coding region runs from base 170 to 856 and encodes 228 amino acids. The record is from RefSeq and is a predicted model, not a curated record. NCBI's taxonomy places the organism in Eukaryota, Metazoa, Chordata, Actinopteri, Cyprinodontiformes, Fundulidae. Gene Ontology annotation, biological process: protein targeting to vacuole; proteasome-mediated ubiquitin-dependent protein catabolic process; negative regulation of gluconeogenesis.